This is a messenger RNA of Arabis nemorensis, 591 nucleotides long. NCBI's taxonomy places the organism in Eukaryota, Viridiplantae, Streptophyta, Magnoliopsida, Brassicales, Brassicaceae. The record is from the annotation of a GenBank genome assembly.
AUGGUUGAGCCUUCAUUUGCAGAGAGAACAGUAAUCAACCACAAAAGCUACUUGAAAAACGGCCGUGUUGUUACUUCUCCGGCGAUCAAUAUCACAGAGACUGAUGUAAUCACUGGAGAUGGAGCUGUGAUUGGAUAUGAAUAUCUAGUCAUUGCUACAGGUCACAACGACUGGUACCCCAAAACCAGACAAGAAAAGCUAUCACAAUACCAAGCAGAAUAUGAGAAGAUCAAAGCUUCUGAAUCAGUUUUGAUUGUUGGUGGAGGACCGUCUGGUGUGGAGCUUGCUGCUGAAAUUGCGGUCGAUUUCCCGGGGAAGAAGGAGAUGAAGCAAGGAUAUAUAGCGGAGAAUCAUGCUAAUGUGGUUGUGAAGAACUUAAAGGUAAUGAUGUCGGGAGGGAAAAAGAAGAUGUCGACUUACAAACCCGGACCAGAGAUUGCAAUUGUCUCAUUAGGAAGAAAGGACUCUGUUGCUCAGUUUCCAUUUGCGACAGUCGUGGGUUGCCUCCCUGGUUUGAUAAAGUCCAAGGAUCUGUUUGUGGGGAAGAUGAGGAAGGCAAGAGGGUUAAAUCCUAAACUUGCUCAAGGUUGA